Messenger RNA from Solanum dulcamara, 2195 nucleotides. RefSeq names its product E3 ubiquitin-protein ligase At1g63170-like. Lineage: Eukaryota; Viridiplantae; Streptophyta; Magnoliopsida; Solanales; Solanaceae. The transcript is spliced from 5 exons. The coding region runs from base 252 to 1511 and encodes 419 amino acids. The record is from RefSeq and is a predicted model, not a curated record. Gene Ontology annotation, molecular function: zinc ion binding.
CAAAUAAUUUACAGGAGGAGUCGGUGGAGCAAUGAUGGGAGCUGACAAAUUUUUGCCCUUUUUCGCCGAAAAAAGUUGAAAAUCGAAGCCCUAAUUUUAGAGAAAUCUUCAUAGUGACGAAGUUUAUCGAUCAUCAUAUAUAAUCGCUGCCAGAAUUCUUUCUUAAAAUGAAAUCAUCAGGUAAGCAUUGCUUGUGAACAUAAGGUGGUAGAUGAACCAGUAGCAAUAUUGUCCUUGAGAUUUAUGGUUGAAUGGCUGUUACCUCAGAAGAACUUAAUCAAGAGAACCCAACCGAUAGAUUUCCUUUGCUCAUGGAGCAAGCAGAAAGUCGUGAGAGGAAUGAACAUGUUAUUGAUGUAGAACAAGGAAGUGGUCCCUCAUCAUCAGGUUCAUCUGAUAAUGAUUCUCCUCGUGACUUGGAAAUGCCCAACCAUGAAAAUAGACCAUCAAAUCGACAUUCCUCACCUUCUUCGUCCAAUGAAAUAGACCCUCAAAGCCCUUCUACCGCUAGGAGAGCUGAAGGUUUUGAUCGUCGUUGGAGCCCAUUUAAUACCCUGUUGUGGCUUUCCAUUGAGCUAAUAUUCACCUUAGGACAGAUUGUUGCAGCCAUUGUUGUUUUAUCCUUGUCAAAAGAGGAAAACCCAGAAACCCCAUUAUUUGCUUGGAUUGUGGGUUAUGCAACUGGAUGUGCAGCAAGCCUUCCUUUACUGUACUGGCGUUAUCUUCUCCGUUACCAAGCCAUCGGUCAGAGAUCAGCUCAACUGCGUCAAGAUUCCCCCCAAGACAAUUCCACAGCAGAGCCAAAUUCUUAUAUUACUAUCUCAUUAACUCGGUCCUCGGAUGAGGAAGAUGGUAGGAACACACCUACAGACAUUUGGACCAGGCAAAGCAAUGCAAGACUUGGUUCAGUGGUAGAUCAUUUCAAGAUGGCCUUAGAUUGCUUCUUUGCGGUGUGGUUUGUCGUUGGCAAUGUUUGGAUCUUUGGGGGGCACUCGUCUUCUUCCGAGGCUCCCAAUUUGUACAGAUUAUGUAUAGCUUUUCUUACCAUUAGUUGCAUUGGAUAUGCUAUGCCUUUCAUCUUGUGUGCAAUGAUAUGCUGCUGCCUGCCUUGUAUUAUUUCAAUCCUUGGUGUCCGUGAGACUAUGCAUGGAGUGAGAGGAGCCACAGAAGAGUCCAUCAACGCUCUUCCCACACUCAAGUACAGGGUCAAGACAGAUGGAUCUGGGAGCAAUGAAAGUAAAAAUCUAGGAGAGGAGGAAGGUGGUUGUGUAGCCGCAGGCACAGAGAAGGAACGUGCCAUAUCAGGUGAAGAUGCGGUAUGUUGUAUUUGCUUAGCAAAAUAUGAGGACAAUGACGAAUUGAGGGAACUGCCUUGCUCGCAUUUCUUCCAUACCCAGUGUGUAGACAAAUGGCUGAAGAUUAAUGCGUCCUGCCCCCUCUGCAAAUCUGAAAUUGACAUCAAGAACAAAGAUGUACCUUCUGUAGAAGAGGAACCCCUUCAACAAUCCUAAGGUGAUGCGGAAACCAACUUCUUAUGGUCGAAGCAGAUAUCAUUGCAGCUUGCUUGUUGCAUGGGGUGCCAGGAGAGUUUAUCCCAACUGACUGUUACUUCUUCUGCUGCUGCUGCUGUUCUUUUCCACAUGAAUUUCAGUUUGUAUAGAUGUAGUUCAUAUCAUGAAUCCAUAACAGGCUUGAAAGAAAAGGUAAUUCCCAUUGUUGAUAUCAAGGUUGAAAGAUGUUUACCAUAUUGUCUGGUUGAACCCAUUACCUCCCAGAAACUCAGCAAUUCAUUACCCUUCUUGGAUAUAUUCUUACACCUCUUUCAUGCCUCACCAGCUAUGUUACUCGGAACUUUCAAAAAUGUUGUUGCACUCGUGUUGGAUCUCCAAAAAAUGCAUAGCUUUUUGAGUAUCUGAACUGGGCAAUAUUUUUUGAAGUGUCCAACGUCUAAGCAACAGCACAGCCAAUUACGUCUCUCCCUCUCUCUGUAUAAAUAGAUUUAGGGUUAAGGUUGCGUACACACCACCCUCCCUGGACUCCCUUUUUGGGAUUAAACAGAGUACAUUGCUAUUUGGAAUUUUAGACGCUAUUUUGUUACAAGUUUUUUUCUUUUGAGUUGAUUUCUUAUGUUAUAUUUUAUCUUUGUAAUAGCUUUUUUCUUCUUAUAACACCAAACAACUGUCAUUAUUGCAGUA